AUGCCGAGCACCGCAGAGCGUGAUCAGCUGUGGCUUUGCGUACCCUGCAAAGAUGACAGUUCUUACUUCCACCUCUGCAAUCGAUCUUCGGGCAUGCAGGUCCUAGAGAUUCGUGGUGGCGGCCCUGGGCACAGCGCUGCAUCGCUGAGGCUGUCCGAGUAUUCUGGCGGUGACCGGCAGAAGUGGAAGGUUGACAGUGGUCGUAUCACCAGCAAGCUGGACUGCAAGCCGGACAAUCAAGCCGCUCCGCUGAAGUUCUGCAUUGACGUGGUGGGGGCGCAGGAUGCAAAUAGUGCAGCUGUAUGUGCCUACGCCGCGAACGGUGGUCGUAACCAGCAAUGGGAGCUGGAAGUUGUGGGUCAGGCUGGCAGCGCGCGCUUGGUUCGCAUUGUGUCCCACAUGGAAGGCAGGCGGCUGCUCACCGUGGAGAAGGGAGACCAAAUGCGGAAAGACAUGGUCUUGGAGAUCGGAUAUUUGGCACGCUGGUCCGGGGAAGCAGGAUUGGUGCAGCUGCAGAAAGUGGUAUGGAACAAUGGCGUGCCGCAGGCGAUUAUCGAAGAGCGCCUGGGCAAGCAGCUGGGAAGAGGCACAGGAGACGCGGAUAAGGCUUGUAUUCUGCAAGACAUUCGGCGUGGUCUCGCCAUUCGUCAGCACGACUUUGCCCUUUUCGGGUGGAGGUCCGUUACACCCCGCAAAGGGCUGCAAAGAGCUUGCUCCCAGUUGCUCAGCGCAUUCAGCACCACGGGGAAUGGGGGUGGCAACAGAUUCCGUGACCUGCUUGUCCGGACACGCUGCAUUCGUGAGGUUGCUCACGUCCUUCGGCGAAUUCACAGCGAUGGAUUUGCCCCUGCAUUGCCGCAGGCUUUUUUGAUUGAUCGGGUGACCUCCGUCACAACGCUGUACCGCAUCGUGCUGGCGCUGCCAAUCGAGCUGCCCCGCUCAAUGCAGGACAGCUACAAGCUGAUCGAUCUUGGCAGCGUUACCCGCACUGCCUCAGAGCAUCAGGCUUCUCUAGAUAUGCAAGGUCGAGGUGACUGGCGUGCAUUUGCGCUUGCUUUCCUGGGGCUGAUUCUGAAUGGCAGGCAGCUGGAUGUUUGGGUCCUUAUCGGCACGAACUCCUGCAUCAAAGCGAGCUCUGGCCUGGAGUGCUCCUGGUCCUCGCCCUCCUCUGACCAGGCCGGGAUUCCGCAAGAUGUCGAGGAGAUGCUCACCGAAAAUCGCGGGCUUUGGGCUGCGUGGGAGGAGCUCCUCUGGGAGAGGGUGCUGCUUGCGCUCUUUGCGAGAUGCGGCUUGGCUAAGCGGCCGGCUACGGUACGGUUAAAGAGAGAAAAUGCUUACUUCAUUGCGCCAACGCGACCCGCCUCGGCACAGCCUGCACGUGAGCUGGACUUCUAG
Molecule: messenger RNA, 1395 nt
Organism: Symbiodinium natans
Lineage: Eukaryota; Dinophyceae; Suessiales; Symbiodiniaceae
Source: the annotation of a GenBank genome assembly